CUGAACAAUGGCUGGUGGGGGCGGUGAACUUGGUUGGAAACAGGGUGAUCCAGGGCAUAAUGCUGUUCCCAGGGCUCUUGGGUAAAGGGACCAGGGCUAUUUACAUCAAGGUCUGAAGGAUAUCAGAUCUAGAGAGGAAGAUGGUUAAGGACACCCUUCUCGAGACAUUUAAAAAGAACAAACUGGAAAUAUCCAAGGCAGUAACUACCCCUUUUCCUUUCCUGGAGAUGCUGCGAGACCACUCUCUUAUCCCUGAGAAAAUGUACCAUCGUGCUCAGAAGGAGUACCAAAAAUUGGUCCCUAUGUACAGGGGGUCCCUAUGUACAUAUGGCAUCCUCAUGGAGCUGGAGAAGAAAUUCAGCACCAAGAUCCUGGCAGUCUUGUUCCAUCCCGCCAGCCUGAAGGAGUACCCACGAUUAGUCCAAAUCCAAAAGCACUUCAAAGAUGUCCCUCUAGAUGAAUCAGCAUCAGAAGCCAGUGUGAGGUCUCCUGUUUGGAGGAGCAGCCUUUAUGAGAGGACAUCAGCUUCCAGUGCCCCUCAAAGCUCUAUCCAAGUUACUCAAUUGAGAGUUCAGGAGAAAGCUGUAGUUUCCAGAAAGGCCAAAGGUCCAAAGAUUAAUUUCCGUCUCCCUGAGCUUCCUGUCACCUGUGGGAAGGCAAAGGGCACUUUACACAAGAAAAAAAUGGAGAAAGGCUCCUCAGAGAAGUGCAUCGAGAUGGCAGACGGAAGGUGGUUCACCCUAAGGGAGUUUGAAAUCAAAGGCCACAAAAUUUCCAAAAACUGGAAGAAAAACAUCUACAGCGGUGGGUACACGCUGCACUACCUCAUCAAGAAAAAAUUUCUACUUUGUCCUCCAAGAAUAUGUGGCAAGACAAAAAAGCAGGGACCAGGAAAGACUCAGUGCCAGGUACCAGCAAGAAGACAAGUAUUUUCACUGGCCGACCGAUCAAAGUACCGGGCCCAACUCCAAGCCAGGAAAUGGAUUUUUGUGUCAUGUGGACUGGGCAGUGAGCGCCUGUUCAAGGAUCGAUUUGCCUCAUUCUAUAAGGGAAAAUGCAUACAGACAGCAAGAGGGUGGUGUACCCCACAAGAGUUUUUGGCCUCAAAGCCUGAAAUCAAUAUUGCUACCUGGACCCACAGCAUCCGCUGUGGCAAACUGACCCUGCAGACCCUGAUUGAGAAUGACAUCUUGAAGCUUCACCCGGACACCUGCUCCUGUGAAAUCUGCCAGGAUGAGGACCCCUUCCCAGAGAAUGAUAAUGAGUGUUUCAUGUGUAAAGAUGGAGGUGAGCUAUUCUGCUGUGACUCAUGCCCCAAAUCUUUCCAUAGGAACUGCCACAUCCCCAGUGUUUCAUCAGAGAGUAGUGCAGAGUGGAACUGCACCUUCUGCAAAAUAAGGAAGAAUAGGGAGAAGGAACGCCCAGAGAAUGACCCCUACCAGCAGCAGCCUGAGCCUCUAAAACAGCAGAUGUAUACUGAGCAGCAACUGAAAUGUGAGUUUCUCCUGAUGAGAAUGUACUACUGCAGAGAAAGCUUUCUCUUUACUGGAGAUCCACGCCAUCAUAAGGGGUAUUCCAAGGAAGUCACAGACCCCAUGUGGCUAGACAAGGUGAAGGAGCAUCUAAAUAAUGGGACUUAUAAUACAGUGGAGGACUUUGUCUCGGAUAUGUGCCUGAUUUUUUACAACUGCAAGCAAUUUAACAAGGCUGCAGGACUGACCCCUCUGCUGGCCUUCCUCAUUCUGGAACAUCCGUCCUCAGCUCUGCUGACACCCUAG
Molecule: messenger RNA, 1778 nt
Organism: Trichosurus vulpecula (common brushtail)
Lineage: Eukaryota; Metazoa; Chordata; Mammalia; Diprotodontia; Phalangeridae
Product: nuclear body protein SP140-like
Exons: 17
Coding region: 141-1778 (545 amino acids)
Biological process (GO): regulation of transcription by RNA polymerase II
Cellular component (GO): nucleus
Molecular function (GO): DNA binding; DNA-binding transcription factor activity, RNA polymerase II-specific; protein binding
Source: RefSeq, a predicted model, not a curated record